Molecule: messenger RNA, 1069 nt
Organism: Priapulus caudatus
Lineage: Eukaryota; Metazoa; Priapulida; Priapulimorpha; Priapulimorphida; Priapulidae
Product: CMP-sialic acid transporter 1-like
Biological process (GO): pyrimidine nucleotide-sugar transmembrane transport
Cellular component (GO): Golgi membrane
Molecular function (GO): UDP-galactose transmembrane transporter activity
Source: RefSeq, a predicted model, not a curated record
AACAAGAGUUUAGCAGUGUGUUCAUUUCCUGCAAAAUCGCACAAUCUCGUUGUUUAAUUCAAUUUAAAAUCUUUUUAGUAAAUAAGAUUACGGCUCGAGUUAUGUCAAGGAUAGUUUGGUCAUGAUAAUUUAUGUACCGAUGCCGUAAAGUCAACGCCCAGCCCGGUCGGCGGUCUCUGUAACUGUCAUUUGUAACUCUACCGGUAAGAACCAAGUUUGCCUUCAAGAUUGGAAUGCAAUACUGCAACCCUAUCUUAAUUGCCUACCUAGACAUAUGCAUAAAUCCAGCCACUUGCCAUUGAUAUAUGAAACAUGGAUAGCAACAAGUACAACAUUAUUCAGCAGCUUAAGGUGCUUUCACCUGAUCUCUUCCCUACAACAUGGAGUUUUGUUGUUUUUAUCUUAUACAUGGCUCUGUUCAUCAACCAAGGAAUUCUUGUUACGUCAACAAAGAACUCGGAUAAGUCGUAUGACUACAAUGUGACAACAGUUGUGCUGCUGACAGAAUGCCUCAAACUGAUCAUAUCAACAAUUUUGUAUGUAAAAGGUAAUGGUCUAGUGAAGAUUAAAAGUGAGGUACUGCAAAACACCAAAGUGCUCUGUCUAUAUUUUGUUCCUGCGUUUCUCUACUGCCUGUACAACAACCUGCAGUUUGUGAACUUGGCAGAGUAUGAUCCUACAACGUACUAUCUUCUUCUGCAAUUCAGAGUGGUUGUAACAGGUGUUGUCUUCCAGUACCUACUGAAGGAUGUCGGAGCGUCGACGCCCAUCAUGCUGCAGAACGUCUUCAUGUACGUUGACUCGAUCGUCUGCAAUGUCGUCCUGCUGAUAUGCCGAGGCAAGCUGCUCGACGCCUUCAAGCCGGAUGCUCUCGCUUCCAUCUACAAGGUCAGCAAGUUUUGCGUGUGCGUGUGACGAAUCGAAACCUAAAUCGAAAGCGGUUACGGUCGAGUGCCACCGAUGUUUCGUUUUGGUUUUCGGUCUCGGGUUUCUGUGUUCGGGUGGGUGUUUAGAUUAGUGCAUGUUUGGUAGGCAUGGUGCAGGAAAAGAAAGCAUUUUCGGGAUUAUG